This is a messenger RNA of Eimeria mitis, 3216 nucleotides long. RefSeq lists its product as uncharacterized. The record is from RefSeq and is a predicted model, not a curated record. The coding region runs from base 1 to 3216 and encodes 1071 amino acids. NCBI's taxonomy places the organism in Eukaryota, Apicomplexa, Conoidasida, Eucoccidiorida, Eimeriidae. The transcript is spliced from 3 exons.
AUGCAGCAGCAGCAGCAACAGCAGCAGCAGCAACAACAGCAGCAGCUGCUGCAGAAGCAGAAACAACAGCAGCUGCAGCAGCAGCAGCAGCAGCAGCAGCAAACAAUGGCUUCCCCAGUGCGCUGUAGAGCGCAGCCACACAACACCACCAAUGACAGCAGCAGCAGCAGCAGCAGCAGCAGCAGCAGCAACAGCAGCAGCAGCAGCAGCAGCAGCAGGGACGCGUUUCAGGAGCCGUCAAUAUGUAUUGAAGCGCCUCCCCUCCUCCGUCGUAUCAUCCAACAAGACCAGCAGCAGCAGCAGCAGCAGCAGCAGCAGGAGCCGCUGCUGCUGCAGCUGCCUGCUGCUUGGGCCUCCGGUGUUUCCUUUGGGGUGGAGGUGCUGCAGUGGCUGGCGCUGCCGCAGCAGCUGCAGCAGCAGCAGCAGCGAGCAGCAGCAGCAACAGCAGCAGCACCUGCAGCAGCAGCAGCAGCAGAUGCAGCAGAAGCAACAGGUGAUCCAGCUGCUGCUGCAGCAGCAGCAGCAGCAGCAGCAGCAGCCGAUGUCUACACCCAGCAGCAGCAGCAGCAGCAGCAGCAGAAGCAUGGCGUUUUAGGAGCAGCAAGUUGGUCUCCUGUUGCAGCAGCAGCAGCAGAAGCAGCAGCAGCAGCAGAAGCAGCAGCAGCAGCAGAGAAGGGUAAGGAUGAGCGUCAGCAGCACGAAGAGCAGCUGCAGCAGCUGCUGCAGCAGCAGCAGCAGGAAAGAUAUCUAUGGGCCCCCCCAGUAGCUGAGUAUGGAGACAGCUGGGAGUUUAUAACAAACCCUCAGGCUGUACAAACAGCAUAUUGCUGCUCUGCUGCUGCUGCUGCUGCUGCUGCUGCUGCUGCUGCUGCUGAGAACAGCAGCAGCAGCAGCAGCAGCAGCAGCAGCAGCAAGUGCGAGCUGCGGUGCGUACGGCAGGUGAAUAUGUUGUGUGCUGCUCUUCCCGAGGCAGCAGCAGCAGAGAAGGUUGGUGCUGCUGCUGCAGCAGCAGCAGCAACAGCAGCAGCUGCUGCUGGUGCUGCUUCAAGCGUCUGCCCGCCGGCAGCAGCAGCAGCAGCAGCAGAAGCAGCAGCAGCAGCAGCAGGACCCAUGGCUGGCUGCUGCUCUCCCCUCUCCCCCGAACCAGAAGCAGCAGACAAUAUGCUGCGCUGCUGGGAGCAGCGGUAUUUCCGCAGACAAGAAGCAGAGCUCAAGCAGCAGCAGCAGCAGCAGCAGCAGCAGCAGCAGCAGCAGAGAGCGCUGCCGCCUCUCCCUCUCUCUCAUGCUGGGGUCUUGAGCUUCCUACCCCCCCUCUGCAACUGCGGCAACAAAACUCUAUACCAGCAAUGGCAGCAGCAGCAGCAGCAGCAACAGCAGCAGCAGCAGCAGCAGCAGCAGCAGCAGAUGAUUGGGGGCCCCGAGUCUGGUGCUGCAGCAGGACCAACAGCAGCAGCAGCAGCAGCAACAGAAGCAGCAGCAGCUCCUUCUGCUACCAAUGAAAGCAGCAGCAGCAGCAGCAGCAGCAGCAGCAGUUCUUCCCUCCCUGACACCGCAGCAACCAGCCCCAUCAACAGCAGCAGCAGCAGCAGCAGCAGCAGCAGCAGCAGCAGCAGCAAGCUGCCUCGUGUGUGCCCGCACCGCGGGUGUAAGGGUUUAUUGUAUUUGCCUUUCUCUAUAAUAGAGGUCCCCCUAUCAAGGGGGAGAGAUACGCUGCAGCAGCUAGCAGCAGACAUCGCCAGCUGCUGCUGCUGCAGCAGCAGCUGCAGCAGCAGCAGCAGCAGCAGCAGCAGCAGUAUUGAUAUAUAUCUCGGAGCUCUGCGUAAUACUGCUGUUAUUGUCUGCAGCAGCAAGCAGCAGGAGGCCUGCUGCUGGCGUUCUUUGGGGGCCCUAAACAUGCGUGCUGCUGCUGCUGUCUUUGAUGUUAUACCUGAGCCUUUCUCCCCCUUUGCUGCUGCUGCUGCUGCUGCUGCUGCUGCUGGGGGUGCUGCUGCUGGGGGUGCUGCUGCUGCUGCUGGGGGUGCUGCUGCUGGGGGGGCGGCUGCUGCUACGGAGAGGGAGGAGGAAGGAGACGGUGAUGCAGCAGCAGCAGCAGCGAAUUCUGCUGCUGCUGCUGCUGCUGCUGCUGCUGCUGAUGCAGUUGGUAGAGAGGAUGCGGUGCUGCAGGAGCUGCUGCAGAAGCUGCAGCAGCAGCAGGAAGAUCAAUCGCAGCAGCAGCAGCAGCAGCAGCAACAGCAGCAACGUAGCAGCAGCAGCACAUGCAGCAACAGCGGAAACAACAGCAGCAACAGCAGUCUUGUUAGCGGCAGCAGCAACAAAACCAGCAGCAGCAGCAGCAGCAGCAGCAGCAGCAAAGGUAUUCCCUUCUCUAGUAAGAGGCGUCCAUACACCGUAAAGCUGCGGGGUGUGGGGACUCUCAAGCGGCAGCAGAAGCAGCAGCAGCAGCAGCAGCAGCAGCAGAAGCAGCAGCAGAAGCAGCAGCAGCAGCAGCAGCAGCAGCAGCAGCAGCAGCAAGAGGAGAUGAGUUGCUGCAGCAGCGACAGCACUUCCAGCUCUGACGCAGAAGAGGAGACAAACGCCAGCUUCUUGCUGCUGGAGGCUGCUGCUGCUGCCUUUGGCCUCAUAGAAAACAAACAGCAGCAGCAGCAGCAGCAGCAGCAGCAGCAGCAGCAACUGCAGCAGAAGCGGAACCGUCUGAAGCGAGCGCUGCAGCAGCCGCUCACGGAGGAGGCGGUGCUGCAGCUGGCUGAGGAUCUAUUUGACUGCAGCAGCAGCAGCAGCAGCAGCAGCAGCAGCAGCAGCAGCAGCAGCAGCAGCGGCAGCGGCAUAAGCACCAGCAACAUCAGCAGCAGCAGCAGCAGCAGCAUCAGCAGCAUGAGUAGCAGCAGCAAGAAGUCCAGGGUGCCUGCUAGCUGCGGCGACAGCGCCGACACCAGCAGCAGCAGCAGCAGCAACAGCAGCAGCAGCAGCAGCAGCAGCAGCAGCAGCAGCAGGUCGUUGCUGUUGACGGAUGACCCCGUAAUAAAUAAAUAUAAACAAUCGUUGGGUUUCGUUUGGGGGGAGGCAGAAGAGGAGGAGCUGCAGCGCUUGCUGCAGCUGCAUCAGCAGUAUCAGCAGCAGCAGCAGCAGCAGCAGCAGCAGCAGGAACAGCAGCAGCAGCAGCAGCAGCAGCAGCUGCAGAGGGAGGGACAGCAGCAGCGGAUAAAACAGCCAGGCUAG